CCCUAUAUAUAGCAUCUUCACUCACAUAAUCUCUGCCGGGGUUCCAAUUAUGAUUGACUGCCAAAGUUGAGGAAAAGGUAGAUCCCAGGUGACUGACUCCUGGGAUUUUACACACAGAGACCAGCAGGACUCCAGCUACUGACCUGACUCCUCCUCGGGCACCUCUAUUCCACUCUGCAGGAUUUUGUUUUACCCAACUCGACUCAUUGCUGUUCAGCAAACCCAAGAAUCACAGCCUCCAGACUUUGCACAGGUAGCCUGGGGGUGCAGCCUAGCUUGUCACUGGCCCUGCUUCCAUUUCAGCUCGGGCAGCCUCAGCGUUGGUCCAAGGAUGUCUAUGAUGUAUGAAGACCUCCAGUCCUUGGAGAGUGAGAAGAAAAGCCAAGGUUUUAGAAACAGGCUGCCUCCUCCCCCAGCCUUCCUGCAGCAUUUCUGGUCUGGACCCUGCCCCCUUCUGCUCACUCUGGGCCUCAUCCUUCUCCUGAUGAUUGGAAUCAUUGUGAUUGGGUCCAAAAGUGCCAGGAUUCACAGUGAUGUGGAGACCCUGAGAGCAUCUUUCAGCAACUUCACUUCCAACACGGAGGCUCAGGUCCAGGCACUGCACUCCCAGGGUGGCAGUUUGCAAGCAACAAUAACAUCUCUGAAAGCUGUGAUAGAAAACCAGGAGCAGGAACUGCAGGCAGCCCGCAGCUUGAAUGACAAGGUGUUUUCUCUGGAGAUAAAGCUGGAGAAGGAGCAGCAGCAACUCCAAGCAGGUUAUUCUGAAAUGCUCCUGAGAGUCCAGCAGCUGGUCAAAGACCUGCGCACCCUGCACUGUCAGAUGGCUGCGCUCCGGAGCAAUGACUCUCAAGAUGCCUGCUGCCCCAUUGGCUGGCUGGAGCAUGGCGGCAGCUGCUACUGGUUUUCUCCCUUUCGAUUGUCCUGGUCCGAGGCUCAGAGUUCCUGCCAGCUGCAGAACGCCCAUCUGGUGGUCGUGGGCUCCCAGAAUGAGCAGGUGAGAACUGGGAGAGCUUGUUUGGGAGGCUUGUUGGUUUAUUUGAAGUCAUCGCCCUCAUCUCCCCACAGAAGUUUCUUGAGCAACACAUGUACCCUGUGGACACCUGGAUUGGCCUUACUUACCAACCUGGUCUCUGGACAUGGGUGGAUGGGACAGACUAUAAGACUGGCUUCCAGAACUGGAGUCCAGGGCAACCAGAUAAUUGGUACUACCAUGGGCAAGAGGACUGUGUCCACCUCACAACUGAUGGCCGGUGGAAUGAUAUCGUGUGCAUGACACCCUUCUGUUGGGUCUGUGAGACAGAGCUGAACAGAACCAGCUCCUCUUC
Molecule: messenger RNA, 1325 nt
Organism: Pipistrellus kuhlii (Kuhl's pipistrelle)
Lineage: Eukaryota; Metazoa; Chordata; Mammalia; Chiroptera; Vespertilionidae
Product: C-type lectin domain family 10 member A-like
Exons: 9
Coding region: 332-1273 (313 amino acids)
Cellular component (GO): plasma membrane
Molecular function (GO): transmembrane signaling receptor activity
Source: RefSeq, a predicted model, not a curated record